Messenger RNA from Funneliformis mosseae, 190 nucleotides. NCBI's taxonomy places the organism in Eukaryota, Fungi, Glomeromycota, Glomeromycetes, Glomerales, Glomeraceae. The record is from the annotation of a GenBank genome assembly.
AGUAGAUUAUAGAAGAUAUGACGAUGAGGAGGAUAAAAGGCGUUCUAAUAGAUAUUCCCGUUCAAGGUCAUAUUCUCGUUCAUCUUCUGAACGUCAUAGAAGGUUAGAACAAGUUAAUGGUCAUCCUAAAUCUCGGUCUAGAUCUCCUGAUUUCCCGUCGACGUCAGAAAUGAAGGAUGAAACCACAUAG